CUGGUUGCUUUUUAUAUUAUGCAGUUUGGAAUUCUGUGAAAUUUUCUUCGGAUUGUGAUUUGGAUGAUGUGUAUCUCGAAUGUAGAUGAUCUCGUCUUCUACGACGCGAUCGAGAGUUUUUAUUUCCACUUCGCACUCAAAUUAAUUCUACCUGUUUGAUAUUCUCUGUUUGCUUAUCGGAGAGUGAGCAAUCUCGCAUUUCCACCAUCACUGUAAAAUUGUCAUGUUUCCAACGGCAUACAUCAUCAUUUUUCUGGUAUUAAAAGUUGAACCAUGCAGAAAUGUUAAUACAAAAAAGCAGGCGAGGUGAUAGCUAGUGGAGACAAUUUGAUUAGCUUUUCUGGAGUAAUUGUAGCUGACUGAAAACAUGAGCUGUGGAUGCUUUGGUGCGUCAUCCUUGCUCCGGAAGAGUAGCGAGUCUAGCGACAAAAACGUUCAUAACUCCAAACAAGAUCAAGAAGCAAUCAUCGUCACAAGGACGAGAACUUUCUCAUUUGAUGAAUUGCGUGUAGCAACAAACAACUUCAAUAUGAGUAACAAAAUAGGACGAGGAGGUUUUGGUAUAGUUUACAAGGGAAUUCUGAAAAAUGGAAUGGUAGUUGCAGUGAAGAUGCUCUCUGCUGAGUCAAAGCAGGGAGAGCGUGAAUUUUUAACAGAGAUUGAGACUAUUUCUAAUGUCAAACACCCGAACCUAGUUCAGUUACUUGGGUGCUGUGUUCAUGGACGUGACCAGAUUUUGGUGUAUGAAUAUUUAGUAAAUAACAGUAUUGAUCGUGCAUUGCUAGGUCCAACGAGAUCUGUAAAACUUGAUUGGGGGAGAAGGUCUGCCAUCUGCUUGGGUACCGCCAGAGGGCUUGAAUUCCUUCACGAACAACUCGUGCCUCGCAUCGUGCAUAGAGACAUCAAAGGUAGCAAUAUUCUUUUGGACGCGGACUUCCAACCAAAAAUUGGAGACUUUGGAUUGGCUAAACUUUUCCCGGACAAUAUAUCCCACAUUACCACAAAAAUAGCAGGAACGACAGGUUACCUUGCUCCUGAAUAUGCAUUAGGUGGUCGUUUGACAGUGAAGGCCGAUGUCUAUAGCUAUGGGAUUCUUACACUCGAAGUUGUAAGUGGCAGAACUUGGGAGAAUGCUGAUCACGGAGGCGCUCAAAAGUUGCUAGCUGAAUGGGCAUGGGAGCUAUAUCAAGAAGCGAAACUGCUGGAUCUGGUUGACCCCGAACUGGAAGAAUUUCCGGAGAAGGAGGUUCUGAGGUACGUGAAAGUUGCCCUCUUCUGUACCCAAGCAGCCGCAAGCAGAAGGCCAUUGAUGAGCCAGGUGAUAGAGAUGCUCUCAAGAAAUGUUCGACUCAAUGUGAAUGAACUCACACCUCCGGGUUUCUUCGAUGAUUCAGCAAGUCUUAAUGGUGGAUCAGCAAAGGUUAAGUUAUCUGGCGCUUCAACCAGUUAUCAGAUGAACUCUUUUGCCUCCACAAUCACUCAGGUGACCCCAAGAUGAGGUUGGAUUCUACUUCCUUCAAUACACCUUCUCCUUCAUUUUCUUAUUUGUAAAGUGACCCAAUACCAAUAUAUGUUGAUUCGUUUCUACUCUAUUACAAAAUAAAAUAUGCCAGUAUAUGGGCUUCAAAUUCGGUAUCUAAUUGGAUAUGUAGACCAUCUGAUGAAUCUCAACCAACGGAGAUGAUUUGUGUGUAAA
Molecule: messenger RNA, 1696 nt
Organism: Salvia hispanica
Lineage: Eukaryota; Viridiplantae; Streptophyta; Magnoliopsida; Lamiales; Lamiaceae
Source: RefSeq, a predicted model, not a curated record